UUUCCUUUUCCACUAUUGAUUUCCCUAUGUAGAUCUGAUAAUCAACAGAGAACUUAUAUCAUGGCUCUAAUAAGUUCUGACAUCACCAACGUCUCAAGCUCAAAAAUCUCAUAGAUUCAUCGUCAACAAUGACAACAACAUUAUCACCAUCAACAUCCAUGUCAAAAAUGAGCUUGAAGCUUUUAGUUGACACAAAAGCUGAGAGACUUCUUUUCGCUGAAGCAUCCAAAGACUUUAUUGACUUCCUCUUCAACCUCCAUCGCCUGCCAAUUGGUGCCGUCACAAACCUCUUAACCAAAACCAACAUGGUGGGUUCCUUAGGCAAACUUUAUGAAAGCAUCGAGAAUCUUAGCAACACAUACUUGUUGCAACAAAGCCAAGACAAAGACAUGUUACUGAAACCAAAAACCCUAAUCCCUCCUGGCUUCCUCUUGCUACUAGAUUAUGAAGGGAAUAUUGAACAAGAAGAAGAUGAGCCUCCUAAGCUAUACAUGUGCAGCUGGAAUAGGUGUAAUUGCUAUGUGACUCUGGAUGUGAACACUUUGUGUCCGAGUUGCGGUCGUUUGAUGAACAAUUCUGUGAACUGGGUUGGGAAGACGAAAAUGGAAGUGAAAGGUCCUAGUGGGAAGGAUGGGUUUGUGAAGGAAGCUGUGACAUAUAUGGUAAUGGAUAAUCUUGUAGUUCAACCCAUUUCUCCUAUCUCGUGUAUUGCUUUGCUCAACAAGUUCAACAUCAAAGAUGUCAAUUCACUACAAGAAGUGGUUGUUGAGUUUGGAAUCCAAGAGGCUAUCCAACUGCUAAAGGCUUCUAUGCAGAGCAGCAAUGCUUUGACAAGUGUUUUCCUCCAGGAUAUCAAGUUUACGAAGGAAUCAAAUAUGAUCCUUCAAUAAUGCCACUAUGUGUAUCAAAUAGCAUUACUUAUUGAUUCCAUUUAAUUGUUCUUUGUCAUGGAUAAUUAAAUAGGUGUGCUUAUCAAAAAUA
This is a messenger RNA of Prosopis cineraria, 981 nucleotides long. RefSeq lists its product as uncharacterized. Lineage: Eukaryota; Viridiplantae; Streptophyta; Magnoliopsida; Fabales; Fabaceae. The coding region runs from base 129 to 890 and encodes 253 amino acids. The transcript has 3 exons. The record is from RefSeq and is a predicted model, not a curated record.